UCGGCUAGAGUAUUUGUGUGGCUGUUUUCCCUGAGGGUUCAAGCAGGGGUAUUUUGGCCCAAAGGAACUCGCAGAGAAGUGGCUCUGAGGCCCUGCAACGAGGAGGGAGAGGGAGAGCCAGGGAGGCCAGUCAGGGAGUGGUCCCCGUGCCUGGGCCUCAUGCCCGCUGUGUCCCCUGUGUGAUCGGUCCUAGGGGAACCUGGUGGCCGUGGGCACGCACAAGGGCUUCGUGCAGAUCUGGGAUGCGGCCGCGGGGAAGAAGCUGUCCAUGCUGGAAGGCCACACGGCACGUGUCGGGGCGCUGGCCUGGAACGCUGACCAGCUCUCGUCUGGGAGCCGGGACCGCAUGAUCCUGCAGAGGGACAUCCGGACCCCACCCCUGCAGUCGGAGCGGCGGCUGCAGGGCCACCGGCAGGAGGUGUGUGGGCUCAAGUGGUCCACAGACCACCAGCUCCUCGCCUCGGGGGGCAACGACAACAAGCUGCUGGUCUGGAACCACUCAAGCCUGAGCCCCGUGCAGCAGUACACAGAGCAUCUGGCGGCCGUGAAGGCCAUCGCCUGGUCCCCGCACCAGCACGGGCUGCUGGCCUCUGGCGGCGGCACAGCUGACCGCUGCAUCCGCUUCUGGAACACGCUCACGGGGCAGCCGCUGCAGUGCAUUGACACGGGCUCCCAGGUGUGCAACCUUGCCUGGUCUAAGCACGCCAACGAGCUGGUGAGUGUGGGGCUGGGUAGGGCCC
Ailuropoda melanoleuca (giant panda) is the source of this 740-nucleotide messenger RNA. RefSeq names its product fizzy-related protein homolog. The record is from RefSeq and is a predicted model, not a curated record. The annotation marks the transcript as partial. NCBI's taxonomy places the organism in Eukaryota, Metazoa, Chordata, Mammalia, Carnivora, Ursidae. Gene Ontology annotation, biological process: positive regulation of ubiquitin protein ligase activity; positive regulation of anaphase-promoting complex-dependent catabolic process; anaphase-promoting complex-dependent catabolic process. The transcript has 3 exons. Gene Ontology annotation, molecular function: anaphase-promoting complex binding; protein binding; ubiquitin ligase activator activity. Gene Ontology annotation, cellular component: anaphase-promoting complex.